AUGUCCACACACGACUGUCCGUCGUCUGCUGGUCUCGUUCAGGCCGGUGUAUGCGCUGAGAUACGUUCAUUCCGUGCAUCUGUCGUUUCAACCGGGCCUCUUUCAAACGAGAUCAUACCUCCCAUUCGCCUUAUUGCCUACAGAGUACCUGGUUCCAAAGUCCAUCAGCCCUUUUUUAACGCAGGACAGUCGCAGUCGUUGAACGCUAUAACUGAAGACGACCUGUCCAACUUGGUUAGGACGAAUGGAAACUCACAUACAGUAUCGCCUUUGGUGGGUAUCCAGAGUGGUUUAGUUCGGGCAAGGGCAUCGGGUGCAAAUAUUCCCACAAAAUCUGGCGAAGAGGCCUAUCGAGCCAUGUCGACGCGACAACCAACACACGGCUUGGUGACUCCAGGAGAUAGUGUCGAGGCACAGCGUAAAGUUCGCUCAACUGUGGAUAAUUGUAGGACGUGCCCUAGCUGCGUCUACAGUGAAGUGCAUACGUCGAGACGCGGAACGCUACGACUUCAAGAAUGUGAUAACUCCCUAGCUUUUCGCCUCACGGCCGAGGUGAUGCGUACUCCGUACUUGCAUACGAAGAAUAACCUUGGGCGGGUGGAAAAAAAAAGGGCUCAUGAUUUAAGUUACCACGGCUGGGUCAAAUCUUCGCCCUGUGGGAGAGAAGGUUCCAAUACCUUCCGAAGCCGCCGGAGACUACUCCCUAUUAGCUGUUGGGUUUUGGCGUUGACAGCAGGCGAAGGAGAUCCCGUUGCUCGGGACGGAUCAGGUUUCCUUUUCCUGAACACCUGCAGACACACCUUUUCGCCUGGAACUGUCAGCGUUGGUGCGGAGGCUGCGGAGGCUGCUGAGCAGGGCAUCCGUUCCGAGGCUGGCCAGUUUUGGAGGGGCGAAGAUGCUCAGGGCAGAGGUACAGGACGGAUUCUAUCCGUGGAGACGCUGGCUUUUCGUUCUCCCGCCUCGGAGGAAAAUAUCGACGUCAUCUGCUGA
Messenger RNA from Coccidioides immitis RS, 990 nucleotides. RefSeq lists its product as uncharacterized. The record is from RefSeq and is a predicted model, not a curated record. NCBI's taxonomy places the organism in Eukaryota, Fungi, Ascomycota, Eurotiomycetes, Onygenales, Onygenaceae. The transcript is spliced from 8 exons. Bases 1 to 990 code for a protein of 329 amino acids.